Molecule: messenger RNA, 1625 nt
Organism: Ictalurus punctatus (channel catfish)
Lineage: Eukaryota; Metazoa; Chordata; Actinopteri; Siluriformes; Ictaluridae
Product: leucine-rich repeat flightless-interacting protein 1
Exons: 11
Coding region: 88-1296 (402 amino acids)
Biological process (GO): regulation of transcription by RNA polymerase II
Molecular function (GO): DNA-binding transcription factor activity, RNA polymerase II-specific; RNA polymerase II cis-regulatory region sequence-specific DNA binding
Source: RefSeq, a predicted model, not a curated record
AUGCAACAAGAACGCUGAGCUUUCAGAUAUUCACCGAACUUUGUUCAAGUAAGGUGCUUAUUGAAGUUGGUCUUAACAAGAGAGAAAAUGAAGACGUUUCUAAGUGCACUUGGCGCUGGUGUAGCGAAGCUUAGACUGCGCCCUCUGAUGUACACGACCGGAACUGCAGCCACGGCAGCCGCCAUUUACUAUUACGUUAAACGAGGCGAUGGAAAGAAAACAACAUCGGACCCCGAGGUCACACCUGAAGACCCAGUGUGUGACCAGGCCAUGGAACCAGCUCUGGUCCAACCAAUAGAGGUUCCUCGGGACCAGGUCAUGGGUGCUGUGAGACGGGCUGAGGAGAAGAUUCAGAAGCUUGUGGUGUCCAGUACUAAGCUGGAGGACAGAGUGAAGGAGCUGGAGGAACUGCUCUGUGAGGCACGCAAUGAGUGUGAGCGAGAGCGGGAGGCUCACUUCAUCCUCCAGUCCGAGUACGAUGAGAUGAAGGAGAAUCUGAUGGACAAGAAGCAGUUACUGAAAGUCUCCCAGUCUGAAGAUGAGAAGAAACAUCAGAAGGCAGUGGAGACCAUUGCUCAGCUGGAGGUGGAGAAUUCUGACCUGAAAGACCAGGUGGAGAGACUGCAAGGAAGAGUGCAGAACAUGGAGAACCUGCUCCAUGCGACUGAAUGGGAGUGUGAUAAGCUAGUGAACGACUUUCAUAUGGAGGAGGAUGAGAUAAAGAAGGGUGUGAUACACAUAAUGGAGUUACUGAAGGUCUCCCUGGCUGAAGAUGAGGAGAAACAUCAGAAGGCGGUGGAGACCAUUGCUCAGCUGGAGGUGGAGAAGUCUGACCUGAAAGACCAGGUGGAGAGACUGCGAUUAAGAGUGUGGGAAAUGGAGAACCUGCUCCAUGAGACUUACAGAUGGUCUGCUGAUCAAAUGAAUGAGUGUGAACGAGAGCGGGAGGCUUACGUCAUCCUCCAGUCCGAGUACGAUGAGAUGAAGGAGAAUCUGAUGGACAAGGAGCAGUUACUGAAGGUCUCCCAGUCUGAAGAUGAGCCGAAACCCCAGAAGGCAGUAGAGACCAUUGCUCAGCUGGUGAUGGAGAAGGCUGACCUGAUAGACCAGGUGGAGAGACUGCGAUUAAGAGUGUGGGAAAUGGAGAAUCUGCACCAUGAGACUUACAGAUGGUCUGCUGAUCAAAUGAAUGAAUGUGAGCGAGAGUGGGAGGCUCACGUCAUCCUCCAGUCCGAGUAUGAUGAGCUGAAGGAGAAUCUGGUGUCCUCUUUGAUCCAAGGAGACAACAAGUACUGAGACAGGCGGGAAUGUGCCUGUGUGCAGUUGUGGGAGGUUUGCUUGUCCCUGAGAAGAACUAGAUCUCCGACUUGAAGUUUUCUGUGAGAUUCCGUCCAUUUCUGUCGGUGUUGCAAUGUAGGUAGGUAUUCGUGGCUCCAGCACGACCAGAACUGGUUUGCAGGAGCCUGAACUUGUCUCCAUUGCUUUGUGUACAGGUCCUUGUCCAUAAAGUUUCCAGGUGGAGGAGGAACUCCCGUUUUCUGUGUAAGGAGCAUUGACGGUGAGAGAAUGAAAGGGUUUUCUUGGUCUGAAGACACAGACACAAGCGGUCGUGCAUUUAUAAUGGA